AUUCGUAUGGUUUUUUUUCCGUAUUCGUGGUAAAAGAAAAAAUGAGUCAAUUUUUUGGCGUUUAUACAAGUUUAUAAUGCGUGUACGUACAAGUCGUUAGUUGUAAUUUUUCAGAUCAGUAGUAGUGGAAUGUUUCCGAGAAUUACGUUUAAUCCAUCGAAUGAAGGUGUUUUGAUCCCCGUGGAAUUAUCUUGUAUGAGAAAAAUUGAUAAAUGACGAGAAUGGGAUAUCAUGGUUGCUCUCAUACGAUGUUUAUUUUUAUUAUUACCCUGGCAUUUUUUGUCACAACGAGAAUAUCGGUCUGUAGUGACAUUGAAGAUGGUGAUGCCGGUAACACAAGUGCUAAUGCCAUCGUGAAUAACCAGACAAAAUCGAACAAUGGCACUACCGAUGUAGAAAAGGGGAAGAUAAUAAAUGUCAGUGAUAAGGAAAAUGGAAAAGGAGUUCAAACUCACGGAGAACAAGAGAAAGCCGGACAAGAGAAUAAUAUCACGAUGGAUCCAACUGUGAUUCCAUUGGCUCACAUUCCAUCAUUGAACCCAGGAGCUCUGAAACGAGCUUUCUAUGUUUUCGCCGGCCUCAGUAUCAUCGUCUUGGCUUAUCUGAUGAUUCGGAGUUUUGGAUUCAAGAAAAACCCAGCACAAAUGGUACGUAAGUACGGUGUUCUUGCGCACAAACAAGACAUUGAAAUGCGCCCACUGCCACUGGACGAAGACGAUGAAGACGACACGACAGUCUUUGAUAUCAGUGGUUUGUCCCCUCAGAGAUCGCAACAUCAAGUGUCAUAAAAAAUAAAGCAACAAUAACAGGGUAGUUAAGUUGUAAAACGUUUAAAGUAAAUCUUAUUUUCUUGGAGCAGGAAGAAUAAAAUCUCGGCAGACAGUUCCGGGGGUAAAUUUUUAAGCUGAAAAAACUAUUGAAAUUAUCUUUUAAAUUCAGUUGCUGAGAUUGAUGCGCACUGGAACAUUGAAAUACAAAAAUGUGGUUUUAUCAGCGACUCACAUAAAAACAAAUGGAAAGUAAAAAUGAAACAAUCAGGGAUACCGAGAACCUCUUUAUCUCUUUCGUGAUACUUUGAUUCUUUUAUUUCAUUUUCUGAAGCCUUAAAUGUGAUAUUAUGAAACGAAAACCACUUAUAAUUAACUGAAGAUACGCCCAGUAAUUUUCAUUGGGGCAUUUACAUUCACCUGUAUGAUAUUUUCAACAGAAAAAAAACUAUCUUUGUUGUACGCUUAUUGAAUAUAGAUCGUUUAUAUUUCAA
Diachasmimorpha longicaudata is the source of this 1261-nucleotide messenger RNA. RefSeq lists its product as uncharacterized. NCBI's taxonomy places the organism in Eukaryota, Metazoa, Arthropoda, Insecta, Hymenoptera, Braconidae. The record is from RefSeq and is a predicted model, not a curated record. Bases 213 to 788 code for a protein of 191 amino acids. The transcript has 3 exons.